CAAUAGCGAAGCGUUCCGCCCCGGCCGGCCCGGGGCCGCGCCGAGCGGGGCCGAGCGGAGCCGAACCGGGCCGAGCGGAGCCGAACCGGGCCGAGCGGAGCCGAGUGGGGCCGGGGCGGCUCGGCGGAGCUCGGCGGAGCUCGGCGGAGCUCGGCGGAGUUCGGCGCGGAGGGAGCGGGUCCCGGGCCGGGCCCGGGUCUCGGCGAUGCGGCGGGGCCGGGCGGUGCUGCGGCUCGUCCCGCUGCCGCCGCCGCCGCCGGUGCCGCCGGUGCCGCCGGUGCUGGUGCUGCUGGUGCUGCUGGUGCUCUGCCCGGUGCCGGGGUGGGGCGGGGGGUGCCGGAGGACGGCGGGGGAGGGGUGCUGCACCCCAUGUCCCCCCGGUUUCGGCGACACCGAGCUCUGCGGCCACAGCGACACCCGCUGCCAGCCCUGCCCCCCCGACGAGGACCCGGAGUGCACGGAUGGGGACCCCCCCGGGGAGCCGGUGACGGGGGGCCCCUCGCCCGCCACCCCCAAAUUCGUGCCGCCACCGCCCGAGGCCACCGGCAAGGACAUCAUCCCCGUCUACUGCUCCCUCCUGGCCGCCGUGGUGGUGGGACUCCUCGCCUACGUAGCCUUCAAGUGCUGGCACACGUGCAGGCAGAAGCAGCAGCUGGCCAAGGCGCGGGCGGGCGACUUGGGGACGUCACCCGACGGGGAGAAGCUGCACAGUGACAGCGGCGUCUUCCUCGACACCCACAGCCUGCAGGAGCCCCACCAGCCCGGCAAGGCCCCCCGCCCCGAGGGGCACCCGUUCAGCGCGGUGCCGCCGCAGCGGCAGGAGGAGCUGGAGCGGCUGCUGGAGAGCGGGGGUCCCGGCGGGGACUGGCGCAGCCUGGCCGCCCACCUGGGCUUCAGCCCCGACGCCAUCGGCACCUUCGGCCGGGGCCGGGCACCCGCCCGCACCCUGCUCAGCGCCUGGGCGGGCGCCGAGGGGGCCACGCUGGAGACCCUCUGCCAGGCCCUGGCCGCCAUCGGCCGGCAGGACGCGGCCCGGCGCUUGGCGGGGUCGGGGGACGCCACCUCCGCGGUGUGACCGGGGGUCCCCGGGGCCCGCCGGGACAUGCCACGGACGCCGGGUGGGCUCGGUGGGAGCCCCCGCGUCUUCCUGCCACAAACCCGGUUGUGUUUUUUAAGUGGGUUUUGUACUUUUUUUUUUUUUGGGGGGGGGGGGGGGUGUGAUUUGGUGGCGGUGGCAGAGGGCGGGGGACGCGGCUCGUCCCUGGGUGGGCGCAUUAAACGUGUCACUGGGA
Messenger RNA from Phalacrocorax carbo (great cormorant), 1292 nucleotides. The record is from RefSeq and is a predicted model, not a curated record. Lineage: Eukaryota; Metazoa; Chordata; Aves; Suliformes; Phalacrocoracidae.